AUGUUCAAUUUCGGCCGUUCGUUGUUCUGCCGGCCAACGUUCGCGCGCACAGUGAGAAAAAUGUGUCCCGCCGCGGCAUAUUCCAAAUCGAAUAAGUCGCCGACGUCGCUGCCGUCGCCGCCGCCGCCAACGUCGCCCAGCUACGUUGAAGCUUUAUAUACAAGUUGGUUGGAUGAUCCUAAUUCGGUGAACGCGUCGUGGAACGAGUUCUUUAAGAACUCCGACGCGAUGGAAGAUAAGGUCCCGGCGCGGAAUAUCGGUUCCGCCGCCGCCACCGCCGCCACCGCCGCCGUUCCCAAGAACCGGUCGACCGACAACCAACCCAUCUUAUUGUCGGUAAUCGGGGCGUACGUAAGCCGCGGACAUUUCGCCGCUAUGCUCGACCCUCUGGGCAGAUCCAAAGUGUUUACCGACCCUAAAUACCGGAUCGAAGCGCUGUACGGGGGCCGCGCGUCUCCGAUUAGUUCGGCCGAUUUGAACCAGACGUUUCCGUUACCUCCGGCAACGUCGAUCGGCGGCGAUAACCGCGACGGCGCCUUGCCGCUACGGGAAAUCGUCGAGCGCCUGGAACGGAUCUAUUGCCGUUCGGUGGGCGUGGAGUACGCGUUCAUCGACUCCGUCGAACAGAACCAGUGGAUCAAAGAACGCGUAGAAAUGCCGGGCGAAAUUUCUGCCCUAAACAACAUGGAAAAACGACGAUUAUUGACCAGUCUCGCAAAGUCUACGGGAUUCGAAUCGUACCUGGCUCGAAAAUGGUCGAGCGAAAAGCGAUUCGGCCUGGAGGGUUGUGAGGUACUCAUACCGGCUUUAAACGAAAUUCUAGACGAGUCGUCGUACUACGGCGUGGACACCGUGUUUCUCGGCAUGCCCCACCGCGGUCGACUCAACGUUCUAGCAAACGUGUGCCGUAAGCCGUUGCGUACCAUAUUUGCGCAGUUUCACGGUCUGAAAGCCGCGGACCACGGAUCCGGAGAUGUGAAAUACCACCUCGGGGCUCACGUCAAACAGACGAACGAGCGCACCGGCAAGCCGUUGACCGUGGCCCUGGUAGCCAACCCUUCGCACUUGGAAGCCGUCGACCCCGUAGUGCUCGGGAAAACGCGGGCCGAACAGUUUUACCGCGGCGAUUCGAACGGCGAUAAAGUCAUGUCUAUACUGCUGCACGGCGAUUCGUCCAUUUCGGGGCAAGGCGUCGUCUACGAGACGUUCAACAUGUCCGGUCUGCCCGAUUACACGGCUCACGGUACCGUUCACGUUGUCGUUAACAACCAGGUGGGUUUUACCGCCGAACCCAAAAUUUCGCGAACGUCGAAUUAUUGCACGGACGUCGCCAAAGUAAUAGGCGCACCGGUUUUUCACGUCAACGCCGACGAUCCCGAGGCGGUGAUUCGCGUAUGCAAAAUUGCAGCGAAAUGGCGGAAAACGUUCAAGAAAGACGUCGUUAUCGACCUGGUAUGCUACCGUAGAAACGGACACAACGAGGGCGACGAACCCAUGUUCACACAGCCAUUAAUGUACAAAAAGAUUCGUAGUAUCAUGCCCGUGUUCGAAAAGUUCAAAGAUAAGCUCGUCGUCGAAAACGUGGUCACUAGCGACGAAGCCAAAAAAGAAUCGGACGAAUACGAUCGAUUAUGCGAAGAAGAAUUUUCCGCUUCGCUAAAAGAAACGCAUGUGAAAUACGGAGAUUGGUUGGAUUCGCCGUGGCCGGGAUUUUUCAAGGAGACGACUAAUUUGAACGUCCCCAAAACCGGGGUUACAGAAGACAUACUUCUACACGUCGGCAACGUGUUCUCGUCGCUACCGUCCGCGGCGGGUGAUCAAAAGUUCGUUGUGCACAAAGGCAUCGAUCGAAUUUUCAAAGGCCGUCAGAAAAUGCUCGCGGACCGCGUGGUCGAUUGGGCUCUCGCAGAAGCGAUGGCGUUCGGUUCGUUAUUGAAAGACGGUACUCACGUUCGUUUGAGCGGUCAAGACUCCGAGAGAGGAACGUUUUCGCAUCGCCAUCAUGUACUUCACGAUCAAUUGGACGGCAAAACCUAUAGACCGCUGGCCAAUCUGUAUCCGAAACAAGCGGACUAUACGGUGUGUAACAGUUUCUUGUCGGAAUAUGCGGUGAUGGGUUUCGAACUGGGUUAUUCCAUUACGAACCCGAACGCUCUGGUGUGUUGGGAAGCCCAGUUCGGCGAUUUCAACAACACUGCCCAGUGUAUAAUCGACCAGUUCAUUAGUUCCGGCGAGUCCAAAUGGAUGCGACAGUCCGGAUUGGUGCUGUUGUUGCCUCACUCUUACGAAGGAAUGGGACCGGAACAUUCAUCAGCGAGACUCGAGCGGUUCUUGCAAAUGUGUUCGGAAGACGCGGACGUUUUGCCCGAAAAAAACGAACAUUCCGUCGUUAAACAGCUACAGGACACCAACUGGAUUAUAGCGAACUGUUCGACACCGGCCAACUACUUUCACAUAUUGCGCCGGCAAUUAGCGUUACCGUUCCGGAAACCGUUGGUCAUCAUGAGCCCGAAGUCGUUGUUACGCCAUCCCGACGCCAAGUCCGGCCUAGACGAGAUGACUUCGGACACGGGAUUUUUGCGCGUCAUCCCGGACAACGGCCCUGCGGCCAGUGACCCGUCCGGCGUCAAGCGCCUAAUAUUUUGUUCGGGGAAAGUGUACUACGAUCUGAUCAAAGCGCGGGAAGAACGGAAUUUGUCGGGCACCGUGGCCGUGUGUCGCGUAGAACAGAUAUCGCCGUUCCCGUUCGAUCUGAUCGGGGAGGAGUGCGACAAAUACCAAAACGCUGACAUCAUGUGGACUCAAGAGGAGCCCAAAAACAACGGCGCGUGGACCUAUGUGCAGCCAAGGUUCUAUACCGCCCUGAAAGGCGCAAAGACGAUAUCUUACGCCGGUAGACCGGCCGCCGCGUCGCCCGCGACUGGUAACAAAGUGCAGCACGCGGCAGAAAACCACAACAUUCUUAUCAAAUCGUUCGGCGGAAUUUAG
Messenger RNA from Cinara cedri, 2988 nucleotides. NCBI's taxonomy places the organism in Eukaryota, Metazoa, Arthropoda, Insecta, Hemiptera, Aphididae. The record is from the annotation of a GenBank genome assembly.